UUCACAGUUCGCUCCCUUUGAGCCGCGGCGGAGACCGAAGAGGACAGAUACAAAGUUUAACCAUGGAAGUGUCUAUAGCUGACGAAACCAUCGAGGAGCUGUUACGAUGCAUUCGGCCAACUAUGGACUCAGAAGAAAAGAGGAGAGACGUCUUUGAGUACAUACAAAAACUGGUUAAAACCUCGCUUGGGCACGAGGUAUUUCCUUAUGGCUCUGGGCCUUUGAAAACUUAUCUGCCAGAUGGGGACAUUGACCUGACUGUGGUUUCCAAUCCUGAUCGUAAAAACACAUUGCCAGAUGAUGUGCAUGCGCUUCUUCUAGCUGAAGAAGCGAAGGAGAAUUCUGAGUUCAAAGUGAAGUCGAUACUCUUCAUCGAUGCUGAGGUAAAGAUUGUGAAAUGCAUUGUGCAGGACAUUUUGGUGGACAUUUCUUUCAACCAAUUAGGCGGUCUUUCUACACUAUGUUUUCUUGAGGAGGUGGAUAGUGUUAUUGGGAAGGACCACCUCUUCAAACGUAGUAUCAUUCUCAUAAAAGCUUGGUGUCAACAUGAGAGCCGUGUUCUUGGUGCAAACUAUGGACUAAUUUCUACGUAUGCUUUAGAGACAUUGGUGUUAUACAUUUUUCACGUGUCCAAUCGUUCCUUGAACCAGCCUCUGGAGGUGCUUUAUCGGUUCUUGGACUACUUCAGCAAAUUUAACUGGGAUCGUUAUGGAGUUAGUUUGGAAGGGCCUAUAUUAAAAGCAACAUUGCCUAGUAUAGUUGCUGAGAAACCAGUGGAUUGGGGAAAUGAUUUUUUGUUCCAAGAGGAUUUCUUUAAGGAUUGUGCGGAUUACUUCACAUUCACAUCAAGUUCACUUGAUGUGAAUUUGAAAGAAUUUCCCCGGAGGUUCCUUAACAUUGUUGAUCCACUUAAGGAAAGCAACAAUAUUGGACGCAGCAUUAGUAAAGGCAAUUCUCAUCGCAUACGUAGUGCGUUCAUGUUGGGCGCGCAGACGCUCGAAAAGAUCCUUGAAUUGCCGAGUGACAAAGUUGCACAAAAGUUGAAGAAGUUCUUCUCCACCACAUUUCGGAGACAUGGGCACAGAUUAUGCCCAUUCUCUACUAGUUCAAUCAGUGAGGAUAUCGAUUGGAUGGAAGAUUUUGAUUCAGAUGAAGAAGUAAUGGAAGUUACAUAUUUACCUGUACAUAUGAGUUGCAGGAUUUCUAGUGUGCAAUACUCUUCUCCAUCUGCUGAAAAUUCAAAGUCGGAGAGCAGUGCACUAUCUGAAGGACAGUCUUCUUCCACUUCUAAUGAGAAUCUGGGAUCAACCCUGUUGAUAGAAGAUCCAUGCGAGGAACAAAGUGACGAUGACUUAAGCUCUACAGAUUCAGUAUUGUCGGACUUGAGCUCUACAUAUUCAGUAAUGUCGGACUUGAGCUCCGCAUUAUCAGAGACCUACUUAGAAAGUUUGAAUCCACUGGUGGACCUAGCUGGAGAAUUUGACACCCAAAUUAGGAAUUUAUUGUGUGGUAAGAAUCGUCUCGAAAAUGGAAUGAAUCGUCUCGAAAAUGGAAUGAAUCGUCUCGAAAAUAGAAUCAAUCGUCUCGAAAAUGGAAUGAAUCGUCUCGAAAAUGGAAUGAAUCCUCUCGGGUGGGUUCUUCCUCCUUAUCCUCUUCAACUACCAUUUCAGCAGAAUUUCAUACCAAUGAAUUCUGUCUACGGUUUUGAAGGAAGAGUUGGUACUCAGCCUUUCUUCCCUCGUCAGAACGUGUCUUCGUACAACAGGUCAGUACAUUCUCGAUGGAGGAAUAGAAAACAUAAUAACCAUUCCCUUGAAACUCCAAGGAAGUUAAAGAAUGACAACAACUUUGCUUCAGUACGCCCCCCUGAGAGGCGAUAUGGGAGUGGGUUUUAUCAUUCGGAAGGAACAAGCUCCAACACUACUUUCCCCACUGCACCACCCCUUACAAACAUAGUAUUUGGUUCGCUUGGAAAUCCACCAGUGAUAAAUACUACCAGGAGACCUCCGCCAGCGAAAAUAGAAAAGAGGAAUCCAAGAGUGCCAUUGUCUAGUAAUGAUCCAAGAAGGGAAAUGGAGAGACCAGCCUUGCUGAACAAAGAAGACUUCCCCCCACUGACCAACUAAAAGAGGAUCUUGAGGAGAUGCUGGUGAGUUGAAGUGUUGUAGGGGAGAUUAGAUCCAAUCACAAAAGUAUUAUGAUGAUCAUAUUAGGCUAAUUGGUAGGGAAGAGGAAGAAUGAUAAAACUUCAUUUCUUUUUUCUGUUUUAAAAAGUUUGGUUUUUUUUUUUUGGAGGCUUUUAGUUUUAACUUGGUUCAUUCAUAUCUCCAUAGCAAAAAAUUUUAACAAAAAAAAGUUAUCAAAUGAGUUGCUAAUGUAAAGUUGUCAAUUCAGUUACAGAAUUAGCAAUGUUCUAUUUGACAUCUGAAAAGUUAUCAAAUGAGAGUUGCUAAUGUAAAGUUGUUAUUUGACUUAUUUCAGUUACAAAAUUAGCAUUAUUCUAUUCCAUGUGGGCAGGUCUGAAGCUUGUCUAAAGUAUCC
Impatiens glandulifera is the source of this 2541-nucleotide messenger RNA. RefSeq lists its product as uncharacterized. The transcript is spliced from 10 exons. Bases 63 to 2126 code for a protein of 687 amino acids. NCBI's taxonomy places the organism in Eukaryota, Viridiplantae, Streptophyta, Magnoliopsida, Ericales, Balsaminaceae. Gene Ontology annotation, molecular function: nucleotidyltransferase activity. The record is from RefSeq and is a predicted model, not a curated record.